Nematostella vectensis (starlet sea anemone) is the source of this 1457-nucleotide messenger RNA. Its product is annotated as myb-like protein Z. Gene Ontology annotation, biological process: mRNA export from nucleus. The transcript has 8 exons. Gene Ontology annotation, molecular function: mRNA binding. Lineage: Eukaryota; Metazoa; Cnidaria; Anthozoa; Actiniaria; Edwardsiidae. The record is from RefSeq and is a predicted model, not a curated record. The coding region runs from base 128 to 883 and encodes 251 amino acids.
UAUUGUCCAGCGGUAGUCGCAUAAGGUCGAGGCUGAAGGUAUACAGCGUCCUUUGCAAUAAAUUGUUGUGGUUUGGUCGCCUCAUUUUAUCUCCUCUCUGCAAAGAUUUCUCGUCUCUAACCCAAGUAUGAGCGAUAAUAUUGAUAGGUCGCUAGAUGAUAUUAUCAAAGAUCAGAAAAAAGCAAGGAGAAAAGAACUUCUGCAGAAGAAGAAGCAACAGAUUGUGUCAAAAGCAAAAGGUUUUCCUGCAAACAAACAGACCAGAAAAGCUGUAGGAGGUGCAGCACAAGGAAAUUAUAACAGGACAGGUGUCAACCAGGGCGGGAAGCCAGCCAAAGCCAACCCAAGAAGGAGGCAGAAAGUAGUCAUCAACAAGCUUAAGAAUGUGCAAGCUUUGAGAAAUAUGGGAAGGCAGAUGUUAAACAGAGCUGUCAAUGCCCAGGCAAACAAACGUCAACAGAAUACACAGGCACAACAGGGGAGGAGAAAAGAUGCAAGACAAAACCUUAUCAACAAGCGUAGGGGCAUCCAGGGAGGAGCACAGCAGAACAUCCCAAGAAACAGGCAAGGCCCUCAAAACAGGCAAAAUUAUAGCAACCCAAGAAAAGGUGGCCAACUGACAGUAUCUGUCAACAACAAUAAUAACCAAAGAAGAAGACAAAAUCAGAAUCAGCAACGGUCUCAGAACCAGCCAAGGAGAAGGGGACGACAAAAUAUCAACAACAAACCAAAUUUAAGUGAGCUGAGGAUAUCACUCAACAACAGCAACACACGAAAGAACCAAAACAAGAGUUUCAAUCUGAAUAAAAGAUUCGACUUCGUUCUUGGAAAGACCCAAAAGACACUGAAUGACCGCUUCACUACUAGGCAGAUUAGGUUUUAAAGUGCUUAUAAUGAUGUCAAACCAACCUGUAUUUUACUAUUAAUUUUAUUAAAUUGCCUGCUUUUUCAUCACUAAAAGAACUAGAUACGAUACAACAGAAAACGUACAUAGAAGUAGAGCAGAUUUUGAAGCAGACAAUUUAAACAUGGCUAGUAAUAGUUCACUGGGAACUAGCCUUAGGGAUAAGCCCCAAGUGUGAGAGCCACCACCUAAAGUCAAGGUAGUUUAGAAUGUUGAGUUUCUGUGGGGUUUAAAGUGCAAUAAAUUGCUACUAAAAAGCAACUCUUUGGCCAUUCUGCCGCAUUUAUAUCUUUGUUGCCAUGUUGGCUAGGAAACAUUUUAUGGAAAGAUACAUAGUGAUAGUUUUAUUCAACUAUACACAAGAUUAUUAUAAUUUUAUAUGCUCAAAUAUUAUUUUAACAAGUUAGACAUGGGCAGAUCGAUUACUGCUAAAACAAGGACUUUAUUCUGUGACAUAGAAAUUUUAUCUGACAGGGCUUUCUUAAGGCUUUUUAUCUUGAUACAAAUAGUAUGUACUAUUGUAUCUUUUUACAAAAAUAAAAUAUAAAACCCA